UCUCUCUCAGAGGAGGAGAGCGCCAGGAGCAGUAGAGCCCAUCUCUCUCUCUCUCUCUGCCUCUUCCCAUAGCAACUGGCAGGGGCUCGGGGACGUGAGGAGCGCGAAUGGGCAGAGCAGAGUCUCUCGAAGGGAAGAUGAGCACCCAGGAUCCUUCAGAUCUGUGGAGCAGAUCAGAUGGAGAUGCUGAGCUGCUUCAGGAAUUGGGGUGGUAUCACGGCAACCUCACACGUCAUGCAGCCGAGGCUCUUCUCCUCUCAAACGGAUGUGAUGGAAGCUACCUUCUGAGGGACAGCAAUGAACGGACCGGGUUGUACUCUCUCUCUGUGAGAGCCAAAGACUCUGUCAAACACUUUCAUGUUGAGUAUACUGGAUAUUCAUUUAAAUUUGGCUUUAAUGAAUUCUCAUCUUUGAAGGAUUUUGUCAAGCAUUUUGCAAAUCAGCCUUUGAUUGGAAGUGAGACAGGCACUCUGAUUGUCCUGAAACACCCCUAUCCGAGGAAAGUGGAAGAACCUUCCAUUUAUGAGUCUGUCCGGGUUCACACAGCAAUGCAGACGGGAAGAACGGAGAAUGACCUCGUGCCCACUGCACCUUCUCUGGGCACCAAAGAAGGUUACCUCACCAAACAGGGGGGCCUGGUCAAGACCUGGAAAACAAGAUGGUUCACGUUGCACAGGAAUGAACUGAAAUACUUCAAAGACCAGAUGUCACCAGAACCAAUUCGGAUCUUAGACUUGACAGAGUGUUCGGCUGUACAAUUUGAUUAUUCACAGGAAAGGGUAAACUGUUUUUGCUUGGUGUUCCCAUUCAGGACAUUUUAUCUCUGUGCAAAGACAGGAGUAGAAGCUGAUGAGUGGAUCAAGAUAUUACGCUGGAAACUGUCUCAAAUAAGAAAGCAGCUCGACCAAGGAGAAGGCGCAAUCCGAUCUCGGUCAUUCAUCUUUAAAUAGACCUUUCCUGACCAAAGAUGUCCUGACUCAGGAGCAGGGUGGCAUGGUCCUUGAUGCUGUGAUCCACAGCGGGCUUCAGAGGAAAGCUGACUAAGGAUUUCUCUCUCAAAACAAAUCAAAAGCAGAUGCGGAUUUGGACUUUUCAGAACACACCACAUUUGCUGACUCACAGGUCACUGCUUGCUCUUCAAGAUGUUGUUUUCUUGAGAAUAUCAAAGCAUCAUCGUUCUGAGGAAAACGGAUGGAACUACCAGGCCAGGCAUGCUCACUCUCAGAAUGCCCAAUAGAAGAUAAAGGGAUCUUGUUUUCCCUCACUGUGGUCCUCAAGCUGGUUGACAUUAGUUGCCUAGAGUCCCAUUCUGCCUUACAGUCAGCUCAUCUGACAUCCAGGUUGUGCCAUCAACCAGGACGGGAACAGCUGUGUACUUUGCCUCUACAUCAAGUGUAUGGAAAUAGCAAACACCGAAGAUGGGGGGAGGCAGCGUUAUUUUUGCUUGUCUUUUCUCUUCAUACAGAAACAAUUUCCAAAACUAAAAUGGGAAAUGUUGGCAGUUAUUUAUUUUCUCUUCAUAAAAAGGCUCAGAAAUCUAGAGGGUCCUUCCCUCCCUUCUAAUGAUAAACCUGUGAGAAUUAAAUAUCCUGUGGACUAUCAGGUAGGAUGAUAAAGGAAGGUAAAACCUAAAGAAAAAAUCUCUUCAUCAUUUUGGGGGGCAAUGUUUUCAAGAGUAAGAAAACAAAUGAGGAAAGAUAAUAAAAUAGCAGAUGACUUGUAGUUUAAUAAUAAUAAUUGGCAUUAUUAUCACUCUAACAAUAAUAGAGCACUUGUAGCACCAAUUUGACUUCAGCCAACACUUCUGCCCAUGGAUUGAGAGACUUCUCAAGCAGAGAAGAGUGUGCUAUGGCAAUCUCUUCCCCAGGGUGAGCUGUCCACACCGGCCCAGGGGAAGUAAGAAUCACCUUGCAUUGAUUUCACCGAGCACCCUGAGCCUCAUUCAGGAGCAACUUCUGUUGCCAGUUAAAGGAGCAACACUAAAUCCAUUCAAAAUAUAUAAUGAUGUGUUACUCCACAUUUUCAAGCUAGAAUCACGGGGUUGAAAUAAGAGAACAAGAUGCUGGCAUCCAGAAUUCAUAAUUAGAUUCUAAUCCCUCCCCUUAUCUUUAUUAAUAUUGCUUUUUUAGUAGAAGUUUUAUAGGUAGGAAGAGAGAUAAAAGUGGAGGGAGACCCCAAAACUAAAAAGAGUAUGGUGCAAAGCUAUGAUCUAACACUGCUUUUGCAGUCCAAGUGCAUACCUUGAUCAAUACAUUUCUUCUGUUACUUAGACACCCAGGACUCAGAAGUUAUAUUACAUUUUUGUAUACUUCAACAAGGUUUUUAAUGUAUUUUGUUAUGUGUAUCAUAUGAGAUAAAGCAAAUGUCAAGUUAAAAUGUUUUAUGUCAGUUUCACAAAGGAGUUCCAAAUAAAUCCCCACUGAGGUGU
Molecule: messenger RNA, 2428 nt
Organism: Nyctereutes procyonoides (raccoon dog)
Lineage: Eukaryota; Metazoa; Chordata; Mammalia; Carnivora; Canidae
Gene: DAPP1
Product: dual adaptor of phosphotyrosine and 3-phosphoinositides 1
Exons: 9
Coding region: 108-950 (280 amino acids)
Source: RefSeq, a predicted model, not a curated record